AUGGAAACCACCGCGACCGCAAUGGCUUCUCCCAAAAAUGACGGCAGUGUCGACGACAACAAUGGCGUCGACUAUGUCGUUCACUAUAAAGUUCCCGCCAAAGAAAAAGCAGAGGCCGAAGCUGGCUACGUCGAGCUCAUCAAGGCCCUAACCGCCGUGGGGCUCGCCAGCGAGGUGCGACGCGCCAGCAAGGACUCCCUUUACGUCUUUGUCAAGAUCGCCUCAACCGAGCUACUUCAAAAGCAAAUUUACAGGGCCAGGCUGCAAGACUGGCUGCACGGCAUUCGAUCCACCACCCCCAACCACGAUGUCGCCAAGACGCUCGAAAGCGAACCCGUGACCGAGGCUGAGCGCCUGCGACUCGUAUACCUCAUGAUGAUCAAGCCAGAGAACGAAGGGGGCGCUGGAAUCACAGAAAACGCUGGCAAAUGGAAGUAUGUCGAUGCCAUUUUCCCCCUCCACAAUCGCGCCUUCAACAAGCAGUGGAUCUCCAACUGGAGCGGCAAAUACCUCCUCGAAGAAUCCGACAUUUACGACAUUCGCGAGAAAUUUGGCGAAAACAUCACCUUGUACUUUGUAUUUCUGCGGUCGUACCUGCGCUUCCUGGUUGUACCUUCUGCAAUUGGUUUCAGCGCUUGGUUGUGUUUGGGCCAAUUCUCCAUGAUCUAUGCUGUUGCCACCUGUCUCUGGUCCGUCAUCUUCUUUGAGUACUGGAAGAAGAAGGAGCUCGAUCUUGCUGUUCAAUGGGGUGUGCGACGCGUCUCAGAAAUCCAGCAGCCGCGCCCCGAAUACCAGUGGGAAUAUGAAAAGGAAGAUCCCGUCACCGGCGAAGCGCUUCGUGUCUACCCUCCCAUGAAGAGACUCCAGACUCAGAUUCUUCAAGUGCCCUUUGCUCUGGCAUGCGUCAUUGCUCUCGGUAGCCUUUCCCUUACAGCCAUCUCUCUCGAAAUCUUCAUCAACGAAGUUUACAACGGCCCUGGAAAGCAAUACCUCACCUUUGUCCCGACAGUCAUUCUCGUCGUCUGCACGCCCAUUAUAUCCACCCUCUUAAUGACUGCAGCCAAAGCACUGACGGAUCGCGAAAACUAUGCCACUGUCGAUGCAUACAACGCAGCCUUGAUUCAAAAGCAGUUUGUCCUCAACUUUAUGACGUCUUACAUGCCCCUGCUCUUCACCACGUUCGUCUACCUACCGUUUGGCCAACUUCUCAUUCCCGCCCUCGACUUUUGGAGACGAACUGCGCAGGUUAUCACUUUUAGCAAAGCGCCACUCGCCACGCGUGAAUUUCACAUUAACCCUCAGCGUAUUUCGUCCCAAAUGUUCUACUUUACUGUCACGGCGCAAAUUGUCAACUUGGCCACUGAGCUGGUCGUUCCAUAUGUUAAGCAGAGAGCCUUUGCCAAGGCCAAGGAGAUACAAGCGAAACGGGGUGAGGAUGCUGUUCAGGAUAACCCAGAAGAGACUGAGUUUAUGAAGCGAGUCCGCAACGAAUACGAGAUGGUCGUCUAUGACGUUGCAGAAGAUUACCGCGAGAUGGUGAUGCAAUUCGGCUACCUGAAUCUCUUCUCAGUUGCUUGGCCGUUGGCGCCAUGCUGCUUCCUGGUCAACAACUGGGUCGAACUUCGCUCCGAUGCUCUCAAGAUUGCCAUGAGCUGCCGCCGACCCGUUCCGUGGAGAGCUGAUUCUAUUGGUCCAUGGUUGCAAACUCUCGGUGUUCUGUCAUGGCUCGGCAGUGUCACCAGCUCCGCAAUCGUCUUUCUGUGCAGCAGGGACAGGAACGGUGAGCGUGGAAGCGCCUCCAACUUUACGGCAUGGGGUCUUUUGCUGAGUAUCUUGCUCGUGGAGCACUUUUACUUUUUGGCGCAGAUCGUCGUUCGCACUGUUUUGGAUAAAUUGGAGAGCCCUGGGUUGCAAAAGGAACGGAAAGAACGAUUCUUAAUGAAGCGUCGUCUGCUGCAAGACCAUCUGGGACAGGAUGUUGCUGGCCGAGCCGCGGCUCCUGGUAUCGAGACGUCGGAAAAGAUUACCAGAGCUGCUCUGGAGGAAGAGGCACGCCUUACUUCCCUUAAAGGCAAGAGUUCGCCAGCAGAAAUCUUUUGGCAGCGACAGCAGGGUAUGCAAGAGACCAUUGAUAUUGGCCGCAUGUUCAUUUCCCAGAUUGACAAAAAACCCGGCAAGCCAGCCAAUCUCGCGGAGCCAAGUCCCAGGGCAUGA
Beauveria bassiana ARSEF 2860 is the source of this 2214-nucleotide messenger RNA. RefSeq names its product transmembrane protein 16H. The coding region runs from base 1 to 2214 and encodes 737 amino acids. Gene Ontology annotation, molecular function: chloride channel activity. NCBI's taxonomy places the organism in Eukaryota, Fungi, Ascomycota, Sordariomycetes, Hypocreales, Cordycipitaceae. Gene Ontology annotation, biological process: chloride transmembrane transport. The transcript has 6 exons. The record is from RefSeq and is a predicted model, not a curated record. Gene Ontology annotation, cellular component: cortical endoplasmic reticulum.